UUUACCGUUGCUUUCGCGCGAAAAUUGCAAAGAAUUUGUGUUAAAACGUAAUACUUGGAAAAACUCAUUUUUUUCCCUGUAUUAACGAAAAACGGGUAGUCGGCCGCCAUGCCGCGUAAAAGCCAGAAAAGUCAGAAAAACUCUGUGGAAAUUGUUUCGCGCAGUCCAUCUCGGAGUCCCGCCCCUGCGUUGUCCCAAGAAAAGCCACCAUCCGUUGUGGAUACUCGAAAAAUUAGAGCAAUUAGCGAAAUUAAGAAGCCACCAGUCGAGGCUUCCAAGAUGGCGGACAGUUGCGAUCGUUUGCUGGCAAGGGCAGCCGCAGUCGCAAAACUUCCAGUGACGCCUUCCAAUAAGAGUGAAGCCAACCAACUGGAAGUCGGCCAAACUCGUCGAUCGAGGGAGAGGGGAGAUGCAGAAGCAAAUAUUCCGACCGCGGUUCCUGUGGUCGCCACGAAGGCUCAAAAAAGAAGUGGGACUCCGUUGUCAUCGACUUUUUUCGAGGCUUACAACAAGAAGGUGAAGAUUAUGCCUCCGCGUUUUGAUAAUUCCCAGCCAAAGCUACCUGUGGUGGUUGCGGGUUCCAAACAAUUGGAAGGGAAAUCUCUUAAAAAAUCGGACCUUAAACUAAGUCAAGGAAAGGAAAAUGCUAAGAGAAACGAGAAUACUGCAGACGUCAAGGGUGGCACAGGACAUGGCCAGGGUACAGCUCCCAAGCCAGCUAGCUCUGUGGCAGACAUUGAAUUAGCAUCCUGUGAAUCAAUGGAGAGCUCCGCCAAAGGAAUGCUCACAGCUACGGGCAACGAUAAAUAUUACCUCGAACAGUUCCAUAAGUUUUACGAGGACUACAGGGCUUGCAAUAGGAAAAUUGCCCAGCGUUUGCUCAAAUUGGAAGUCAGUAAUACCGAAAAACACUAUGAAAACAUGUCACUGAAUAGUCGGCUUAAUAUUAUGAUAGACAAGAAGAAGAAUCUGGAGAACAAGCUGGAUCAGCAAGCUAAGCUGAACGCAGAGGUUCACGAGAAGUAUCUAGACGCUCUAAAGGCGCGUACAACCGUUGAGAAGAACGGCAAAAACCAACUUCAAUUGGCCAAUUCACUUAUUGACCAGCAAAAGGAAGAGCUUGACAAAAAGCAAUCGGAAAUCGACACUCUCAGGGCUGAGCUUAACAACAUCCAAGAGGCUAAUCUCGGCAUGACAAGUGUUCUGAACGACAUCCAGGUAAAAUUGAAGCAUACUGAAGAGACUGUCGCAAACCUUUUGAAUCAAAAUAAUAAGCAAGCGGCAGAGUUGGACGAGCAAAAGCGUAAAAUGCAAGAUACAGUUGCUGAACGGGAAGUUUUGGAGCGUCGAAGUGCUCAGCUAGAGUCCGAAUUAAAGGAAAAGGCGCAGGAGGUCAAUAAGCUUAACCAACGUCAAGUAGACUUCGAAGAGCUGCAGUUGCAGAAUGACAAAAUCACAAAUCAGCUUGAAUGCAGCCGAAAUGAAAAGGCAAAAUCCAGAGCUCCCUCAAUGGGCGCAUAAAAUUGCUAGAA
Messenger RNA from Drosophila serrata, 1532 nucleotides. RefSeq names its product crossover suppressor on 3 of Gowen (gene c(3)G). The record is from RefSeq and is a predicted model, not a curated record. Lineage: Eukaryota; Metazoa; Arthropoda; Insecta; Diptera; Drosophilidae.